Messenger RNA from Cyprinus carpio (common carp), 2443 nucleotides. RefSeq names its product Rac family small GTPase 3b (gene rac3b). Gene Ontology annotation, cellular component: plasma membrane; cell cortex; cell projection. Gene Ontology annotation, biological process: cortical cytoskeleton organization; small GTPase-mediated signal transduction; actin filament organization. Lineage: Eukaryota; Metazoa; Chordata; Actinopteri; Cypriniformes; Cyprinidae. Gene Ontology annotation, molecular function: protein kinase binding; GTPase activity; GTP binding. The record is from RefSeq and is a predicted model, not a curated record.
CCGGAGAGUCUCGGUGAGGUUCGCUGUCAAAACCGCUGCUGCAAAGAGGGCAGAGACCGUGUUUUUGCAGAUAUCUAUCAUCAUUUCUCGGGUUAAGUGGGUGCUGUGGCAUAAUAAAACACAUUUACUCCUGUUAAGCGAAGCAACCGGCCUCUCCACAAAUGCAAGCUAUUAAAUGCGUGGUUGUCGGCGACGGGGCGGUGGGUAAAACCUGUCUGCUGAUCAGCUACACCACCAAUGCCUUCCCUGGCGAGUACAUCCCUACAGUAUUUGACAACUACUCCGCCAAUGUGAUGGUCGAUGGCAAACCGGUCAACCUUGGCUUAUGGGACACAGCAGGACAGGAAGACUAUGAUCGCCUCCGUCCGCUCUCGUACCCGCAGACGGAUGUGUUUUUAAUAUGCUUCUCAUUGGUGAGCCCAGCAUCCUUUGAGAAUGUCCGUGCAAAGUGGUACCCUGAGGUGCGACAUCACUGCCCCAACACACCCAUCAUCCUGGUGGGCACCAAACUGGAUCUGCGAGAUGAUAAGGACACCAUAGAGAGGCUGCGGGACAAAAAGCUGUCGCCCAUCACCUACCCUCAGGGUCUGGCCAUGGCCCGAGAGAUCGGUGCAGUGAAGUAUCUGGAAUGCUCUGCUCUGACUCAGCGCGGUCUAAAGACUGUAUUUGACGAAGCCAUCCGCGCCGUCCUCUGCCCUCCGCCCAUCAAAAAACGCGGCAAGCGCUGCACUCUCUUCUGAAUAAACGCCACAACAGUUCCUGGCACUCCACACAAAACUACAAUAUUUUUAAUCAGCCUCUUGGAGAAUAUAUUGUACUACUCUCACAGGUUCGGUGACAGCCGUCCAUCAAGUUCUAAUGCACAUUACAUGAAAAUGAACCAUUGGCUAGAUGCGUCCAGUCGGAGGGAAGCCUUGUGGUAGAAGGCGUUUUUUUUUUUUCGCGGCCUCACACGCCCAGAGACGUAAUAUUCCAUUUCAAAUCGUUUAGUUGAGAAGUUUUAGUGGUACAGUGUAAUUGUUGACAUACUGUAAGGAAGUGUUUCUUGGUGUUGUAAAGGAAGCGUGUCAAAGAAAUGGGAUCUUGUAUAAAGCUAACCAUUCGCAGUAUUAGCGUUGCUGAUGGUGUUAAAGUCAACAUGAAACGGCAUUCGUGACACAUUUUACAUUCGUAACGAGCAAAACAAGAUAUUCAGUGAAAAAGAAAUGUUGCAAAUGUUUGGAAUGUGGAAGUGUAGGUUGUCAUGGAAGGGUUAACGUUUUGCAUCUCAAACAUUGUGUUUUUAAAUACGUUUUUUUUUUCUUGGUUAUGCAAACGUUACAUUACGUUUUAUAAUUUUGCAAACAUUUCGGGAAUGUUACUUUCGAAUGUUCGCUGAACGUUCUGAAACAAGUAGUUACAUUUAAAAAGCAGAAUGUUUCAGAAAUCAAACUUGUGUAUCAUUUGUGUGCUAACAUUUUAAGAACAUUAUUAAAGACGCUGAAUGAACACUGUAUUAAUAUUACUGGAAAAACAUAUGUUCAUAACUUUUUCCAGAAUGUUAGUCAAACUGACGUUAUGUUGUCAUUACAUUUUUUUUUCUAUGCAAACGUUACGCGAACAUUCCAUUUUAUCAUUUUGCAAACAGUAUUGGAAUGUUACUUCAGAAUGUUCUCUGAAGGUUCUGAAACAAUAGUAACUUUCGAAAAACAGUGUUUCAGAAUUAAAUGUUUCUGCUAACAUUAUUAAAGACCUGAUAACUCUUUUUUUGGAAUAACGUGCAUUGCUGAAGAACUGAAAUAGGGUCCGUUUGAUUUCAUGUUGACUUUAAAGCCUCAUGCAUUUAUGAACACUAGAUGUUUUCUUCUUCUCAACUCUUUAACAACUGGGCCGUUCCAAACUCUGAGGAGGGAAACUGUGAAACUCGCACAUUUAUGUUGAUACAAACUAAUCGAUGCAGUUUAGUGAAUACACUGGUUUUGGAUUUUCUUUCUUUUCUAGUUUUUUAUGUACCGAUAAACCACUGAUGAAGGGUUUUAUGGUACAGCUUCACGAUCCGGAUUCUCUGCGCUCUGUCUGAACAAAUGUCCAUCAGUGGGUGUGUACGAGUGAGUUGCAUGCCACAACCAGAAGCCUGACCGUGUCUGUAACUGAAGGGCGUGCAUGGGCAUUUGUUCUUGAUCUUGAACCGUGUUAAUACGUGUCUGCAUGUGGUGUGAGUGUGGGCGUUCGUCUGUGACGUGGUUGGCUGUCGGGUGUGUGUCUACAUGAUCACAAACAGUAUCCUGCAUCGGUCCUUUCUCUCACCUGACUUUGUAAAUAACUCUCAAAAUGGACAAAAAAAAAAACAAGAUCUUCAUAGCUGCCAAAAGACAUUUCCAUGAUGUAAGAUAGUAUAUUUACAAAAUGUUUUAGACGAGCAAUGCAUUAAUUAAUUAAUAAAUCUAUUCAUGUUUUACCCUUA